Messenger RNA from Trichomycterus rosablanca, 4475 nucleotides. RefSeq names its product hypoxia inducible factor 1 subunit alpha b (gene hif1ab). Gene Ontology annotation, biological process: regulation of transcription by RNA polymerase II; cellular response to hypoxia. The record is from RefSeq and is a predicted model, not a curated record. The transcript has 15 exons. Gene Ontology annotation, molecular function: protein dimerization activity; DNA-binding transcription factor activity, RNA polymerase II-specific; RNA polymerase II transcription regulatory region sequence-specific DNA binding. The coding region runs from base 273 to 2585 and encodes 770 amino acids. Lineage: Eukaryota; Metazoa; Chordata; Actinopteri; Siluriformes; Trichomycteridae.
GGUAACUGAUCGGAAAGCAUCUCGGUGGAGUACCAGUAUUUUGACCUUCAUUCCUUUAAAAAGGUUGACUUCUGGGAUUUGAGUGUGGCAUUCGGGACUAGCGACUUUUCAACUGUAUUUCUACAAAGUUGUGUUUGUUUUGGUCGUCGUUUUUAUAAGGACAGCUGACCACGUCCUUUAUUCUGUUUUAUUUGGAAACGUUAGCUUGUAGCUAAGUUUCUUUGCUGCGGCGGUGGUGUAAAACCUUACACACUGAGAGGUUUCACCCAGGAAUGGAUACCGGUGUUGUCACCGAAAAGAAAAGGGUGAGCUCGGAGCGCAGAAAGGAGAAGUCGAGGGAUGCAGCUCGAAGUCGCAGGGGCAAAGAGUCUGAGGUGUUUUAUGAGCUUGCAAAAGAGCUGCCCCUACCCCACAAUGUCAGCUCUCACCUGGACAAGGCAUCCAUCAUGAGGCUUGCCAUCAGCUAUUUGCGCAUGAGGAAAAUGCUCAACUCUGAUGAGGCAAAAGAAGAGUCGGAGCUGGAGAGCCAGCUUAACAGCUUUUACCUGAAGGCUCUAGAGGGUUUCCUGAUGGUGCUGUCUGAGGAUGGAGACAUGGUCUAUCUGUCUGAAAAUGUCUGCAAAUUUAUGGGCCUUACACAGUUUGAUCUGUCUGGUCACAGCCUUUAUGACUUUGCCCAUCCCUGUGACCAUGAGGAAAUCAGAGAGGUGUUGGUGCACAGAAUUGGGUGCAAGAAAACCAAGGAACAAAACACAGAACGAAGCUUCUUUCUGCGCAUGAAGUGCACACUUACUAGCAGAGGACGUACCGUCAACAUCAAGAGUUCCACCUGGAAAGUUCUUCAUUGCACAGGACAUUUGCGCAUUCAGGAGCACAGUAAAGAGCCCUCCAUUACAUAUUUGGUCCUGAUCUGUGAGCCCAUUCCUCACCCCUCAAACAUAGAGGUGCCUCUGGAUAGCAAAACCUUCCUUAGUCGCCAUACUUUAGACAUGAAGUUCUCAUAUUGUGAUGAAAGAAUCACAGAGCUCAUGGGUCAUGAGCCAGAUGACCUACUAAACAGGUCUGUGUAUGAGUACUACCAUGCCUUGGACUCUGACCACCUCACCAAGACACAUCAUAAUUUGUUUGCAAAAGGACAGGCUACCACAGGCCAGUACCGAAUGCUGGCUAAGAAGGGAGGCUAUGUUUGGGUUGAAACCCAGGCCACUGUUAUUUACAGCCCUAAGAACUCCCAGCCACAGUGCAUUGUGUGUGUCAACUACGUUCUCAGUGGCAUUGUGGAAGAAGAUGUGGUCCUCUCCUUGCAGCAGACAGUAACUGAGUCAAAGACUGUGGAAAAAGAGGAGCUGGAGAUAGAACAGCAGGAUGAGGAGGAGAAGAUGGAAAUAGACAACGGAAAUCUCCUUAAGAUCGAGCAGGUGUCAUGCUCUGCAGAGGGCUCUAUGAGCUUGUAUGAUAAGCUGAAAGAUGAGCCAGAGGCCCUCACUGUACUGGCUCCUGCUGCAGGAGACACCAUCAUCUCACUGGAUUUUGGCUGCCCAGAUUCUGAAAUACAUCUGGCUCCUCUGUACAAUGAUGUAAUGCUGCCCUCUACCAGUGAGAACAUUUCUCUGCCUCUGUCCCGCUUGGUCUCCGGAGAGCCCUCUCCAGCUCUGUCAAAAGCAGAACCUGAAGGAGAGGAUUUUUCAUUUUCAUCCACCCCUCACAGCACCCCAAGAUCUGCCAGUACUCCUGCCAUCUCCACCACUGACCCCAGCAUUUCAGAGCCAAGCAGCCCAAUAGAUUUCUGUUUUCAGGUGGAUUCAGACAUUGGCUCUGAAUAUAAAUUGGAUAUGGUUGAGAAAUUGUUUGCUAUUGACACAGAGCCCAAAACCCCAUUUAACACCCAUGAAAUGGAGGAUCUUGAUCUGGAGAUGCUAGCUCCAUAUAUUCCAAUGGAUGAUGACUUUCAGCUGCACACCCCAUCCCCUCUGGAGCCACUCACUUCUGGGUCUCAUAGUGUGUCAGACAUAAAAUCCCUCUUCCAGGCUUUACCCACCCCUCCACCCUCAACAUCCAGCUCUGUAAAGUCAGAGCCCUCAUCCCGGGUCCCAUCUCCCCUUCACCUGUUGCAUGAGAUAAGCAGCCUUCCUAGCUCACCAUUCAGUGGCCAUCAAAGCCUUGAGGCCUCCCCAGCCCGUGCCAACAGCCCCCAGACGAACAUCCCUCUCAGCAGAAUGCAAGUGGCAGAGUGUGAGCUCUCUCCGAAGAUGUUAGCCAUCCAGAAUGCCCAGCGCAAAAGAAAACUGGAGUUUACCCAAGCUGUUGGACUGGAUGCUUUGCUGCAAUCUGUGGAUGGUGCUGUUGAGCCUGGAAAAAGAGCCAAGGUGCUGGAAAUCAAAGGCUCAAGUUUGCUAGGAGGAAACAAGACAAUUCUUAUACUGCCAUCUGAGGUGGCAAGUCGUUUGUUGUGCAGCUCAUUUGAGACCAGGGGAGGGUUACCGGAGCUAACACGAUACGAUUGUGAGGUCAAUGCUCCUAUUCAGGACCGUCACUCCCUGCUGCAGGGUGAGGAGCUGCUGCGUGCUCUGGACCAAGUUAACUGAGUUGUCCUUUGCUUUGCAAUUCUGUUCCCUGUUUCUCCUUUUCCUUCCCUCCCUCACAUUACCUUCCAAAGUAGAACCAGUGCCCCCAUUUAAUGCCUUUUAACUGUCUGGUUAAAAACUGACCCUAAAUCUUUAUCACUCUUAGUGGGUAAUUUGCUCACCUGUGGCAUAUAGGCCAAAGUGUGGUAGAGUGUAUUGAGGUCAUUUAUCCCUGCUAGUCAAAACAAAGUAUAAAUCAUCUCCAGUGUAAAUCACCAUUGUGGUGGUCUCCACUCUGACCAAGAGAAAGUUAAGACCCUUAAAGUGAAACGCACAUUUACCUAAACAUGUCCCUCUUCCUCUGGGAACCCCCCCCAAUUUGUCUACCUGUUUCCCUAGCAUUUUGUAUUGUAGCUAAAGUCGCACAAUUAUCUAUUUUCGUAAGAUGAAAUACCAGCAGCUCAUGCAAUAUAUAAAAUCAUUUCUACUAGUACAUAGUUUUAUUAAGCAUCAUAACGGUAUUUUUCUCUGUUGUGUUUCUCAUUUCAGUUUUGUAAUAAAAUGGUUACAUUUAAGAGUUCUUUUUGUUUAAUAGGCUUGAUGGUUAAUGCUUAGCUCAUUUCUGAGCACAUAGAUCAUUAUAGUUAUGUAGAUCAUCAGUUAAUGCGCCGUUAAAUUAAACCUUGCAAAUAUACAAAAGGGAAUUAGAAGAACAUUGAGAUAUUAUCCCUGUUCUAGACAUUUGCACUUUGCCAAAAUGUCAAAGAGGUUAAAGCAGAUGAGUUAUGUGAUAAACAUUUUUAUAUUUUUAGCUGUUAUUUUACUGUCAUAGUAAAUGCUUAGAACUCAUACUUGUCCAUUGCCAGCAGGAUAUAUUUUAAUACUAUACUUCUAAAGUCUAAAGUGUGAUGUAGAGUGAUCAAGCAACACAUAUAUAGCUCUCAUUCAAAUGUCUGCUGAAACAUUUAACAUUUAAUACCUAGAUAAGGCAUAAACGAAGACUAUAUUUUACCUUUAUACUUUUACAUCCAAAAAUCAUCUACACUGCUCAGAAAAUUAAGGAAACACUUAAAUCACACAUCACAUAAGUUGAAAAACCUUUACUGAUACCAAUUAUGUAACUUGUUGAGAACAAAAUUAUGUAACAAUGGUCAAUGUAAACCAAAAUCAUCAACCUACUGCGGUCUGGAUUUAAAUUCAUACCGAAAAUCAAAGUAACAAAUUGAAAUCACAAGCUGAUAGAAUUCAGUUUGCUCCUGGGCAUGCUCCUGAUGAGACUGCUUAUGGUGUCCUGGGGAUCUCCUUCCAGAUUUAGAUCAGGGCAUCAUUGAACUCCUGGACAGUCUGUAGCUCUACUUGGUUGACAUCAGAUGCACUGAUACAUAAGCUCCCCGAGGUUGUCAGUUGGAUUUAGGUCCGGGGAAUGUAAGGGCCAAUCAGUGCAUCAAUGUCAUCAUUCAGGAACUGCCUACAUACUCUGGCCACAUGAGGCCAGUGGUGGACCGGCCAAUUCUGGUGUUCUCUUCGAAUGCCAAUCAAGCUGCACAGUGCUGGGCUGUGAGCACAGGUCCACUAGAGGAUGUCUUGCCCUUGUGCCACCCUUAUGGAGUCCGUUUCUGACAGUUUGGUCAGUUCCCAUUUCCUUUUUAAGGGCUGUUUUGCUGUUGCCCUUCCAGUGCACCUGUUGUCACUUUCAUUUGCACCCAAGCAUGGACUUGAUGUUAUACUGUAAUAAUUAAGUCUUCUCUUAAUUUUUUGAGCAAUGUUCUGCAAGUAUUUUCUUUUUGUUUUGCAAUAAUGUUUUUGUGAUUAUUGUACUCUUGUUAUUCAUUUAUUUUAGCAGUCUGCAUUUCCUUAACACUAAAUGUACUGUUUAUUGCAUAAUCAUUAAAGGACAAUUGUGGACCAGAA